AAAAAAUUAAAGAGAAAAAAUUCUGACUUUGGAAUUAUCCAACAAAAUUUCUUCUACGAUCUGCUGCUCUGCGCUUCAUCUUCUUCAAUUUUCCGUUUUUAAUUCCAUUGUUUCAGCUCAGCUGCUCAUAUCGUUUCCGAAUGUCAAAUCCAUUAGAGAGAUACCACAAGCUUUCCCUAAUAGACUCUCUGGCGAAGAGUUACAGCUACCCAUUAGCUUGUAAGGAGCUAAGCUUCUUAAUCAGAGGCGCUUUCAUUAAACUUCCCAAGAAUCUCCAAUCUCUCAUUUACCAACAUAUUAUCACCGCCUUUCAUCUCCUUCCAGAAAUGCAGACGAGCUCUGCUGCUUCCGCUGCACGUCUCCUUGCCCAGGCUGUUGAAGCUGCUUUGCCUAAGCAAAAGAGAAAUUCAGUGAUUGUAGAAUAUAAGAAAGCAAUGGUUGUUCAUAAGAGGCGUAGUAAAGCACAUCAGGAAGAAAAAGGUUCUUGUCAACUCCCUCAAGAUGUUCUCCUCCACAUCUUCCGCUUUCUAGAUGUUCAAUCUUUAGGUUCAGCUGGGCUAGUAUGCCGGUCGUGGAAUGUUGCAGCAGAUGAUGAAUAUCUGUGGCAGUUGCAGUAUACAACAUUUUUUGGUUGUCCUGACAACAACAGUAAACCCAUUAAUGAUAAAGACAGUGAGGAUGACUUUGCUAGCAGUAGCACACCCCAUGUUGAUUGGAAAGAGGAAUUCAAGAAAGCAUAUGUAGGUAAUUCUUUGGGGAGAAACACAUGUGGAAGGGGAUACUGCAAACACUGUGACACAAUAGUUUCCUUUAGUACCUUGAGAUGUACCAAUGAUCAUGGUAGAAAUAAAAACAAACAAAUCAAGCCUCUGUCAAUCAACCAGGUUGUUGAAUAUGUGUUAAAUGGAUCGUCUGAGUUGAUUUAUUCUUCAGAUAGUGAAACUGAUUCAGAUGAAGACGUGAUUUCUGAGUUUUGGGCUCUUCCAAAGUACUUAGGGAGUAGGGGAAUGAGCUGAUCCUAAGGCGUGGAUUUGAAUCUUUAACCUUUUCAUUUCGUUUUUUUGUCGAGAAUGUAAUAUUUUAACAACCGUAAAGAAGUUGCUUCAUCUAUCUUGGCAGCUUAGAUCGUAAAUAUUAUACCAAUAUCGUUGAGAAUGAAUGAAUGAGAGAGCGUACAAAAAUUCUACUAAAGAAA
Messenger RNA from Cucumis melo (muskmelon), 1195 nucleotides. Its product is annotated as F-box protein At5g52880. The transcript has 6 exons. NCBI's taxonomy places the organism in Eukaryota, Viridiplantae, Streptophyta, Magnoliopsida, Cucurbitales, Cucurbitaceae. Gene Ontology annotation, molecular function: protein binding. Bases 141 to 1016 code for a protein of 291 amino acids. The record is from RefSeq and is a predicted model, not a curated record.